Messenger RNA from Brassica napus (rape), 2030 nucleotides. Its product is annotated as receptor-like protein 35. NCBI's taxonomy places the organism in Eukaryota, Viridiplantae, Streptophyta, Magnoliopsida, Brassicales, Brassicaceae. Gene Ontology annotation, molecular function: protein binding. The coding region runs from base 1 to 1836 and encodes 611 amino acids. The record is from RefSeq and is a predicted model, not a curated record. The transcript is spliced from 2 exons.
AUGUUUUUGGCAAUAAUAAAACAAUAUUCCGUGGGAUGGUUAGUUAUAAACCUAAGCAAAAUAAGAUUUUCUUACGUCUUCUUUGGUGUGGACAAAAACAGUGAAUACCAUUUCUCUUAUAUUUUCACAAACCUUGUCCGACUACGCCUUUCCCACUACAAUGCACAAGGUCCAAUUGACAUUAGUAUCUUCUCGCAUCUAAAGUGGCUCGAAGUUCUUGACCUAUUCUAUUUGAACACGACCACUACGAUUGACUUGAAUGAUAUCUUGUCAUAUUUUAAGUGGCUCCGUUGGUUGGAUCUCUCAGGCAACCAUGUUUCAGCCACAAACAAGAGUCCAGUUUCAGAUCUCCCUUUGUUGUAUAAGUUGCACUUGUCAGGCUGCAGUAUCACCGAGUUUCCAGAGUUUGUAAAAUCGCAAAAUAUAGAGAGGUUAGACAUUUCCAACAAUAAAAUCAAAGGACAAGUGCCCGGAUGGUUAUGGACGCUAUCAAAUCUGUAUUACCUGGAUAUUUCGAACAACUCUUUCACCGGCUUCAAAAAUGCAAAGAAACAUGGGCUAUCUUUAAUGACCUUGUUAGCCUCGAACAAUAAUUUCACGGGAAAUAUUCCCGCUUUCAUAUGCAGAUGGCGUAAUCUUAGCACUCUUGAUUUAUCGAAAAACAACUUCAUUGGUUCAAUCCCUCGUUGUCUGGGAAUUAAUCUCAAGUAUACUCUUAGAGAUCUAAACCUUCGUCAAAAUCGUCUUCAAGGACGUCUUCCAGAGAAUAUAUUUGGAAGAUUAAGAACACUUGACGUCGGUCAUAACCAACUGACGGGAAAACUUCCAAGAUCUUUGAUCCGGUUCUCUAGUCUUGAAGUUUUGAACGUGGAAAGCAACAUGAUCAAUGAUACGUUUCCCUUCUGGCUGCGUUCUCUACCAGAGCUAAAAAUUCUUGUAUUACGCUCCAAUGCCUUCCAUGGACUGAUGCAUCAAACUUCGUUCCCUAAGUUGCAAAUCAUCGACAUAUCGCACAACCACUUCAAUGGAGCUUUGCCAUCAGACUACUUUGUGAAGUGGAUUGCUAUGUCAUCACUUGGGACGGUAUCUGAUCAGCCGGACGAAAUGUACAUGGGAUAUUACUAUUACCAAGAUUCAAUGGUGUUGAUGAAUAAAGGUUUAGAGGUGGAGCUUGUACGUAUCCUAAAAAUUUUCAGAGCACUUGACUUUUCAGGAAACAAAUUUGAAGGAGAGAUCCCAAGGUCCAUAGGUCAAUUGAAAGAGCUUCAUGUGCUCAACUUUUCGAACAAUGCUUUCACUGGCCACAUCCCUUCAUCUCUAGGAAACCUGACAGCUCUUGAGUCACUCGAUGUUUCCCAAAACCAGCUUUCAGGAGAAAUUCCUCAAGAGCUAGGGAGCCUCUCAUUCCUUUCAUACAUGAACUUCUCUCAUAACCAGCUUUCUGGUCUAGUACCUGGAGGCACCCAGUUUCGAAGGCAGAACUGCACUUCAUUUGAGGGUAACAUGGGACUUUCUGGCCCUUCUCUUGACGAAAUUUGCAGAGAUAUUCACGCGUCAACACCACAUGAAACGCCGGAAUCAGAGGAGGAAGAAGAAGAAGAGGAAGAGGUGUUGACUUGGAUAACAGCUGUAAAGGGAGUCAUACCUGGUAUUGCCUUUGGAUGGGUGAUUGGAUACAUACUUGUUUACUACAAACCAGAGUGGUUCAUGAACCAUUUUGUCCAAAGCAGCGAAGAUGCAGCAGCAACACAACUCAUUAAAGAGGUCUUUGAUAACUUACCUGAAGAAUCUGAAAGAAGAAAUCCAAAGCAACCACCAUGUCCAAAUCUGGAUUAGUGAAGAUUUGGGUUAUUGUUUCUGGUAUAGCUUGGUGUGUGUUGUCCUCUCUGUUUUUACGUUUUUAGCAAACUUCUUUGUUUCUCUGUAAUUUAACAUCAAUUGCUUAGACGUGACCAGAGCAACAAACAGACGAUCCAGAUUAACACUAUAAGCACCACAUGAGUUCAGAAAAGGAUAUACAUACUAUACGU